AUGAGGAAUGCGUGUGAGUGUGGGAGUUUUAGAGGUUUUCAUUUCAAAGAUCUUAUUCACUUUGAAAUGUUACAAUUUGCAGAUGAUACUGUGCUUAUUUGUGACGGUUCGUGGUCGAAUUUAUGGUGCAUUAACGAAAUUCUUCGAGGUUUUAAGUUUGCAUCUGGUUUAUGUAUUAAUUUGUGCAAGAGUAGUAUAUUUGGUUUGAAUUUGAAAGACGCCUUUCUUGAUGCCGCUUCGGGUGUUUUGACUCCUGAAAUCAGAAAAGUGUUGUUUCUUUUUCUCGGUAUUCCGGUGGGAACUAAUCAUAGACGCAAAGCUACUUGGUUUUCCUUUCACAAAGCGCCCUUAUGCAUUUUGGAGGAGAUUAUGAGUAUUCAAAGAAACUUUUUAUGGGGGAAUGGUGAUGAGUUGGAUAAAGUGGCGUGGUGGAGGAAUGUGGAUGGCUUUUCGGUGAAAAUUAGUUUUAAGCGGCUUUAUGAGUUAAAAGCUCAUAAUUCGAUUGUGAGUGAUAGGUGUCUUCUUGAAUUGGGUGAGUUCAGUGUAGUAAGCAGUGUUUCGUUGGUUGGGAGUGGUGAUAGGGGAGGCUUUUAA
Molecule: messenger RNA, 594 nt
Organism: Vicia villosa (hairy vetch)
Lineage: Eukaryota; Viridiplantae; Streptophyta; Magnoliopsida; Fabales; Fabaceae
Exons: 4
Coding region: 1-594 (197 amino acids)
Source: RefSeq, a predicted model, not a curated record